Drosophila biarmipes is the source of this 1622-nucleotide messenger RNA. RefSeq names its product monocarboxylate transporter 10-like. Gene Ontology annotation, biological process: transmembrane transport; monocarboxylic acid transport. The record is from RefSeq and is a predicted model, not a curated record. Gene Ontology annotation, molecular function: monocarboxylic acid transmembrane transporter activity. Lineage: Eukaryota; Metazoa; Arthropoda; Insecta; Diptera; Drosophilidae.
UUUUCGGGCGGCGCAGUUCAUGCGACUGUCCAUAUUCCGAUCCUCCCUUUGUACACGGCAGAUAUGUUUUUGGGUCCGAUAAAAUUGCACAUGAUUCGAAUUCCUCGUAUAUGCCAGCUUUUGGAAGACAUUCCCGAAGAGGAAAACAUUGGCAUUUUAAUGAAAUUUGAAAAUGUUUACGAGUCUGCCCCCAAAAAACGAGGACUGAUAAGCUUACUGUUAACUUACAACUCACCUCCGUCACCACUAUAUCUACCCGAGGACGAGAAACAGUUUGUGCGGAGCGCGUCCGCAUGGACGUCUCCGUCUGGAGACCAGUUUCAGUCUCGGUCUCGUAAGAUCAGUACCCCAAUUAGGUUACCCCAAAGAAACCAAACAUUUACGCCUGGCCAAUUGAACUCGCAGUCUUCCUUGUACGCAGUGCCCGAGGGUCGCUCAAGUUCCAACAAACUUACUCUGCGGAAUUUAUCUAAAACACGGCUCUCCAAACGCUCACCGUCAAGUAGUAGUUUUUUAUACGUCAGUACGCCAUAUCAUGGAAGUACAUUGUCGUUCCAACCAAAAGAAUUCUCCUCCCAUUUGUCCAUUCGCUCUGUGGGUAGUAGUGGAAUAGGAGGUGCUAGCGGCGACUCGGCCAGACAAGAUGGCGCUCAUACUGACGUCGAAAGCCGAGGAAAAGAUCAGUAUCAACAACGAUCGAAAUUUUUCGAUCUAAGCCUUUUAAAAGACCCUAUGUAUUUGGUCAUACUUAUUUCAAAUUCGACAAAUGCCAUAAGCUACACAAAUUUUAUAAUUUUGCUGCCUAGUUUUGGAGAAGCUAGGGGGCUUAACAAAUCGUUAUCUGCGUAUCUACUUUCCGUUGUCUCUGCUACAGACCUAAUUGGACGUAUAGGAGGAUCAGCACUUUCAGACAUGGGAUACAUACCCAAGACUUGGUACUUUGUUGGCGGUCUGUCCAUAUAAGGUCUUUCCCUUGCGCUUUUGCCUUUCGCAUGGGCUUACAGCUCGGUAUGCUUCUGGUGUGCACUGUUUGGCCUAGCUUCCGGAAUCUACGUAGGAAUCACUGCCGUGAUUAUGGCAGACAUGCUUGGCACAGAACGAUUGACUUCAUCCUAUGGUAUCAGCCUUUUUGUCAAUGGUUUGCUGCAGUUGGUUGGGCCGCCGCUAUGUAACUACUGGUUUGAAGCAGUCAAUGAUUAUAAUCCUCUAUUCCAUGCCUUGGGUUUGACGCUAUUAGCUGGGGCCAGCCUUUGGAGCUUUAUGCCAUGGAUUAGUCGACGCAGAGCGAAAACGAUAAAACAACUAGAUGCAAAAGUCGAAGAAGACGCUGUCGAUAGCAACUAAACGGAAGAAAAACCUUUCGUGUUAAACGACGUACAAUAACAACUAGACUUUAAGCUUACAAUAGCGUAUUUACAAAUACAAAUAUAUGUGUGCAUGCGUUAAACGGCCAGGACCAUGAAACAACAUUAACGUUUUGGAAUUCAAUGAUUUAUAUUUCAGAUUAUUCGUAGUUAUUAUUACACUGAAUUUUAUAUAAUAAAAUUAUUGUUUGGUUAAUAUCAACCUUAAAUAGCCAGGCCUUAUAAAAACAAAAAAAAAAUAUAUACAUUUUUUAAUUA